Zootoca vivipara (common lizard) is the source of this 3953-nucleotide messenger RNA. RefSeq names its product acyl-CoA synthetase short chain family member 2 (gene ACSS2). Gene Ontology annotation, cellular component: cytoplasm. NCBI's taxonomy places the organism in Eukaryota, Metazoa, Chordata, Lepidosauria, Squamata, Lacertidae. The record is from RefSeq and is a predicted model, not a curated record. Gene Ontology annotation, molecular function: acetyl-CoA synthetase activity; AMP binding.
UGUUUCCUAGCCGAAGCGCCCGCCGCCUGCUCACUCGCUGGCCGCCCGCAGCUUCAGCUCCGUCUCGCUGUGUCUCUCGGCUGGAGCCCGACGAGAUGGUGUUGCCCGACGAGAAGUGCGCCGCCGCCGGCGGGGUGUACCGGGCGCCCCCGGACCUGGCUCGGGAGGCGCAUGUGCCUUCCUUGGAAAAGUACCGGGAGCUUUACAGCCGCUCGGUGGAGGAGCCGCAGGAAUUUUGGGGAGACAUUGCCAAAGAAUUUUACUGGAGGAGCCAACAUACUGGACCAUUUCUGCAGUACAACUUUGAUGUCACAAAAGGGAAAAUCUUUAUUGAAUGGAUGAAAGGGGCUACAACCAACAUUUGCUACAAUCUAUUGGACAGAAAUGUCUACGAGAAUAAACUUGGGGACAAAAUAGCUUUUUACUGGGAGGGAAAUGAACCAGGGGACUCCACGACGAUCACGUACAGUGAAUUGCUGAGUAAAGUCUGCCAGUUUGCCAAUGUUCUUCAGGAGCAAGGCAUAAAGAAAGGAGACAGAGUUUCUAUCUACAUGCCAAUGAUUAUUGAGCUGGUGGUAGCCAUGCUAGCCUGUGCCAGAAUUGGAGCAGUUCAUUCCAUUGUGUUUGCGGGUUUCUCGGCAGAAUCCCUUUGUGAAAGGAUCCUUGAUUCCCACUGCUCACUUCUCAUCACUGCAGAUGCCUUUUAUAGAGGUGAUAAGCUGAUUAACCUGAAGCAGAUAGCAGAUGAUGCCUUGCAGAAAUGUAAAGACAAGGAUGCCCCUCUGCGAAGGUGCAUUGUGGUCAAGCAUUUAGGAAGGGAAGAACUGGUGCAGGAUGGGUCAAGCAGUAAGUCUCCACCUCUCAAGAGAAUCUGCCAGAGUGUGCAGAUACCUUGGAAUUCAGAAGUUGACCUUUGGUGGCACAAUGCUAUGAAGAAUUCUAGCAAGGAGUGUGAGCCUGUCUGGUGUGAUGCGGAAGAUGAACUGUUUAUUCUCUACACCAGUGGGUCAACUGGAAAACCGAAGGGUGUUGUACAUACAGUAGGUGGCUAUAUGAUUUUCACUGCCACUACCUUUAAAUAUGUGUUUGAUCACCAUCCUGAGGACAUCUACUGGUGCACAGCUGACAUUGGAUGGAUAACUGGCCAUUCCUACGUCACAUACGGACCUUUGGCAAAUGGGGCAACCAGUGUCUUAUUUGAAGGGCUUCCCAUUUACCCGGACGUUGGUCGUAUGUGGAGCAUCAUUGACAAGUACAAGGUGACCAAGUUCUACACAGCACCCACUGCCAUUCGCCUUCUCAUGAAGUAUGGAGAGGAACAUGUCCAGAAGUACAGCAGGAAGUCCCUGAAGAUUCUAGGGACAGUUGGGGAGCCCAUAAACCCAGAAGCUUGGCUAUGGUACUAUAGGGUGGUUGGUGAAGAAAGAUGCCCUAUAGUGGAUACCUUCUGGCAGACAGAGACUGGUGGCCAUGUGUUAACUCCUCUCCCUGCUGCCAUACCAAUGAAGCCGGGCUCAGCUACGCUUCCUUUCUUUGGGGUGGUUCCUGCGGUGCUGGACGAGUCUGGGGAGGAGCUGGAAGGAGAAGCAGAAGGUUACCUGGUUUUCAAGCAACCCUGGCCUGGAAUAAUGCGCACAGUGUACAAAAACCACCCGCGGUUUGAGACCACGUACUUCAAAAAGUUCCCUGGUUACUAUGUGACUGGAGAUGGCUGCAAGAGAGAUAAAGAUGGUUAUUAUUGGAUCACGGGUCGAAUUGAUGACAUGCUGAAUGUUUCUGGGCACUUGCUGAGUACAGCAGAAGUUGAAUCUGCUUUGGUGGAACACCUGGCGGUUUCGGAGGCGGCAGUAGUAAGCCACCCGCACCCAGUGAAGGGAGAGUGCCUCUACUGUUUUGUGACGCUGAAGGAUGGUCACGACUUCACAAAGAACUUAGUUGAUGAACUGAAGAAACAAGUUAGAGAAAAGAUUGGACCCAUUGCAACACCAGAUUAUAUUCAGAAUGCACCUGGCCUGCCCAAAACCCGCUCAGGUAAAAUUAUGCGGCGCGUAUUAAGAAAAAUUGCCAAAAAUGACCGGGAGCUGGGAGAUACCUCUACUGUGGCAGAUCCAGCAGUUAUAAACCACCUUUUCAGCAACCGGUGUGAGACAGUACUGUAGCAAGGCAGUCCUAGAAGAAAACAGCAGUAGUGCAGGGAUUUGAUGAGAAUAUAGCCCCAUUGAGACAAUGACUGUGUUUCUCUUGAGAUGAAGAAGCUGCCCAACGCUGAGCUGAAUGUAAAAUGCUGUAAAUGAAGAGAAGAAACUGGUGCUCCAAGAUCCAGUCCUUUUGUGUUGUAGAUCUAGUUGUCUGUGCCUCUGGAGAAUUGUGUGCAUUAUGUUGUAGACCGAUAACUACAUAUCUGAAAUUCCAGCCUCAUUCAUGUCGUACAGAAUGACAUAACAUUUUAAUUUUCAUGGAUUAGUUUCAUGAAUUGUUUGUUUUUAUUUUAUUUUUUUACCUCUUAAUGUGCUGCAAAUGGGCAGAGCUUAGAAUGUAUAGGUAUUGGUGUGAAAAGAUGGCUUUGCUCCUGAGUGGUAGUUAAAGGCUUUGAGAACCGACAAACUGAACAGUAAUCCUCAUGUUGAGGAAGAAUUAUUGGAACAAUUUUAUUUUUUAAAAAAAGAAAUCAAGCAUUCAUUAGGUUUCUUUCUUUGUUUAUAAAAUCCUGGAUCCUCUGGCUGCAUUUCAUGGGAAAAUCAAGUUUGUAGAAAAACUGCAACUCUGAAACUGUAUAAAACUACUUUUCAAGCUAUUAAUGACAAUGACUUUCCCACUCAAAAGGGAAUAAGGCUAUCUAUAUGUUUUGGAUUUUAAUAGUACAUUCGUGUAUAUGUACAGAGCUGAAUUUUCCCAGUGCAUCAAUUUUUUUGUGUGUGGGUGGAAGCAAAUUCAGGGAAUUGUAGUCAUGAAAAAUUGCAUUCAGUGCCUAGAUGUAUCCUAGAGGGAGGUUCAUAAAUUUUCUGUGGCUGUUGGUUGGUUCAAUUCCUGUACCAAUUGAACCUGGGUAGGGAAUUCACUUGGAUGGAUGAGAAGCAAGUGCUGUAGUGAUACCCAACGUUUCAGUGACAUGGGGCAAUUCAGUUACUUGGUUUUCCAAGUGACCAGCUAUGACACACAAUCACAUGAAGAAAAUGGAUACAGCCAGUGAUUUUCACCUAUGUUUGCUAUGGCUGGGAAAAGCGUAGCUGCAUUUGUGAAAAUUGUUUCCAGGUAAAUUUUUAUUUAGUCCAGUUUAUGCUUCCAUUUCUUGAUAUAAUAAUGGGCAUAUGUGUGACCAAAUACGAGUUGCUGCUUUUCUGGAGGGACAAAUAAUAACAACACUGUGACUGGUCUGCAGACAACUAUGCAGAGGUGUCUUUUCUCAUGGUCGGGUGAAUAUAUCCAUUGUUCACAAUACAGCAAAGUCACAGUUAAGGAUUUGCUUAUUCUAGGUUUUUCACCAUUCGGGUAGCAAAGAAAAAAAAAUCAAAUCAAGUUUAGGUAGAGAUCAGAUGUGGACAUGUAACUGGGAUUCCCCCCCCCCAAUAAUUUGAUCCCACAAUUCAGACAAACUCCCUAAUAAAUGUAGAUGAAAAAACAGGCUUCUUGUCUCAAAAGAUGUAUUCUUUGCCCAUGUAAUUAAAACAUGUCCCGAAAACCAUGUGCUUGGUGAAUAAUUGACUCAUGGUUAUACCUUUCUCAUUUCUUACCUGCUCUUAGUAUUCUAAAUGCACUUAUCUGUGGUCUGCAACAUCGGUGUAUAUUUAAUCUAAUGUCCUGCAGCAUUAAAGGUAAGCCAGUGGCUUGCUAUGUGCUGUUAACAUGAAAUACGUCCUUUUACUUUUAAUCUUGGUCUGACAUAAUUUUGGUUGGGAAAUGGCUAGAAUUGUUUUUAACUGAAAUAAAUCAAAGAAAUAAAAUCUAUAAAGCCG